ACAAAAAAAAACUUUCGUUAUUAUUAAUUAUGUUUUUCCUGUUGAACAAUUAGAAUUGUAAGCAGUGAUUGUUUUAAUAGUUUAAACUGUACAAUAUUACCAUUUGACUACCUAGUGAUCUAGAAUAUUAUCAUUUGACUACAAUUUAAUAAUAUCAUUUGACUAUUAAGAUGCAAGAGCUAUUUUUAAUGAACUGGGAGAUCUCCAGCCUGACCCAAAAAUUACAAUCUUGUGCGAAUUCGUGUUCAAUAAUUGACCUCAAAACAGUCUCUUUCCUCAACCAGCUAAUCGACACCGUUGCUGCCAUUUUGACAAACAAAUCGCUAAUACCCCAGGAUGAAUGGGAUAGCAAAGAUCGAGCAAUCUUUAAUAAUUAUACUUUCUCACGAAGUAUCAAUUGCAAGCACUGUGGGCGAUCGGUGAAAAUGACAAAACCGAGCUUGAUGAAACAUCUUAAAGAGGAGCACAAAUCGCUACCGGAGCUCACCAACAAGUUUCUCGAUAGUUUGGAACGAUACGCAAACUCGGCCUACGCAGCUUAUGAGAGCGAACAGCUCCAGGCAACUGAUUUAACUUCCAAGAAGUCUAGUAAAAUCAAAAGUGGCAUUGCGGAUGAUAAUAACGCAUCGUCAAAUCAACAACAGAAAUCAAAAGCAAGCUCGAAAGAAAUUAACAAAACACAAGUCACAAGCAAGACUAACUCACUGAAAACUCGCAGAAAGAAAAAACCACAACCUAGCGAACCUCAUCACACUAAUGAAGAUAAGCAAAAACAGAAGUCCCCUACACGUGUAGUCGAGUUAACUUCCACGAAGAUUCGUCAAAACGGCAUUACGAAUGUUAAUAAGACAUCAUCAAAUAAGCAACAGAUUGCAGAGCCUAGCUCGAAAGAAAUUAACAAAACACAAGUCACAAGCAAGACUCGCAGAAAGAAAAAGCCACAACCUAACGAACCUCAUCACACUAAUGAAGAUAAGCAAAAACAGAAGUCCCCUACACGCGCAGCCGAGUUAACUUCCACGAAGAUUCGUCAAAACGGCAUUACGAAUGUUAAUAAGACAUCAUCAAAUAAGCAACAGAUUGCAGAGCCUAGCACGAUACUGUUAAAUGGACCCCAAGCCACUGAUAAUAAAUGUUACGUGCCAGUAAAAGCAUCCAACAAUAAAAAAUCACAACCUGCCGAACCACGGCAAACCAACGAAAAUAAGAUAAAACGAAAGCCCCGAAGACGAAUGCCGAUGCGAGAUGAUAAUUGUUUAGAGGUAGGAUGCUUUCCGCAGUACGAUGUGGGUCUAACAAAAAAGUUAACAAAAUUUCUGGGAACAAAGCCUAUGACUUUUCUGGAAGAUCGGAUGGCAGGGUGCAUUGAGGUUAUUAACUCUCCGGCGCAUACCAAAAUAGCACAAAGUUUGGUAGAUUUGCUCAAAUUGAACUUUCCCAAGGUGAAAGUUUACCCGUUCGGCUCUCGGGUAGCAGGACUCGGCGAUUCAGCGAGCGAUUUGGAUGUGUUCCUCGAUCUAUACAACUGUUUCGAUGGUGCGAAAUAUUCCAAAGUGGAGCAGGAAGUUUUCGUUGGCUUAGUUCACCGAAAGCUACAAAAGUCCAACGAUUGGACCAGUCUUGUUCCAAUCAUUAACGCAAGAACUCCUAUUUUGCGUGCUUGGAACACCGUAGAGAAAAUAGACUGUGACAUAUCGUUUGCGAAUGGGUUGUCCUACUGCAAUACCAUGUUAAUAAAGUAUAUGUUUGAAUUACAGCCGAUAUGUUAUCGAGUGGCUCUCUACGUGAAGGAAUGGGCUCGACUAUCAAAUAUUGAAGGAUUGAAUAGCUAUACAUUGAAUCUAUUAACAAUCUAUUAUUUCCAAGUUCAAAAAUUACUGCCCUCGGUGUACGAUCUACAAAAGGAUUCCACGGAACGAUGCUACAUAAAAUCUUGGCGAUCUGACUUCGAACGUCUUACCCUGGACGAGUUGGAUAUUCCAUUGGUAACAGAAUCAGCAUUGGAGACUUAUUUGGUUGGAUUGUUUGUGUUCUAUGGGAUGCGCUUCUGUUUUGAAACUAGCGUGGUGUGCACCUAUCUAGGAUGGGCUCCACAAAAGAAAGAUUUUGAUCCAAAGGUCAAAGAAAUUCCUUGGCAAAUGGAAACAUUGCUGGACUACUACGAGGAUGAUAACAGUGAAAAAUUGGCGUACACAAAACCAAUUGUUGUUCAAGAUCCAUUCGAUUUGAUUCAUAACGUAGCCAAAGGCCUUUGUCCAUUAGAUGCCAGUAAGUUACGACAUUAUUUUAUGAAAUCGGCACAGUUACUUGAUGAAAAAUUCACCCACCUAUCUAACGGUAACAAAUGA
This is a messenger RNA of Topomyia yanbarensis, 2348 nucleotides long. RefSeq names its product terminal uridylyltransferase Tailor-like. Lineage: Eukaryota; Metazoa; Arthropoda; Insecta; Diptera; Culicidae. Gene Ontology annotation, biological process: mitochondrial mRNA polyadenylation. The transcript has 7 exons. Gene Ontology annotation, molecular function: poly(A) RNA polymerase activity. The record is from RefSeq and is a predicted model, not a curated record. The coding region runs from base 171 to 2348 and encodes 725 amino acids.